UUCCUGGACUUCUUCUCCGGAGCCCAGGCAGAGCGCGCCCCUGCCCAGUCCAGUGACCUUCGCCUGUCUGAGCCCUGGUUAAUUUUUGCCCAGUCUGCAGGCUGUGGGGCUCCUCCCCUCUGGGAUAUAAGCCUGGCCCCCGGCUGACCUGCUCUCUGCCUGCCCUGAGCCUCCCGAGCUCCCUCCCAUCCUCACCAUGGCCAAGGGCUUCUACAUUUCCAAGGGCCUCGGCAUCCUGGGCAUCGUCCUGGGUAUAGCGGCCGUGUGCACGAUCAUCGCCCUGUCCGUGGUGUAUGCCCAAGAGAAGAACAAGAAUGUUGAGAGUGCCACCCAGGCCCCCACCAGCACAGCCACCACCCCCACGGCUGCCACCACCUUGGACCAGAGCAAGCCAUGGAACCGAUACCGCCUCCCCAAGACACUGGAGCCCGACUCCUACCAGGUGACGCUGAGGCCCUACCUCACCGCCAGAGAAAACAAUCUGUACAUCUUCGAGGGCUCAAGCAGUGUUCACUUCCGGUGCAAGGAGCCCACCAAUGUCAUCAUCAUCCACAGCAAGAAGCUCAAUUACAGCACCACCGCCCAGGGGCACAUGGUGACCCUGCGGACCCUGGAGGGCGAUAAGGCCCCUGAUAUUGACAAGACCGAGCUGGUAGAGGUCACUGAGUACCUGGUGGUGCACCUGAAGGGUGAGCUGAAGGCGGGCAGCCUGUAUGAGAUGAAUGCUACGUUUAAGGGCGAGCUGGCUGAUGACCUGGCGGGCUUCUACCGCAGCGAGUACAUGGACGGCAGCGAAAAAAAGGUGCUGGCCACGACACAGAUGCAGUCUGCAGAUGCCCGGAAAUCCUUCCCAUGCUUCGACGAGCCAGCCAUGAAGGCCAGGUUUAACAUCACCCUCAUCCACCUCAGUAACUACACGGCCCUGUCCAACAUGCAGCCCAAAGGUCCCAGUGUCCCGUUUGAGGGAGACCCCGCCUGGAAUAUCACCGAGUUCCACACCACCCCUGUCAUGUCCACAUACCUGCUGGCCUACAUCGUGUGCGAGUUCACACAUGUGGAGGAGUCGAAUCCGACGAACAAGGACGUCCUGAUCCGGAUCUGGUCUCGGCCGAGUGCAACCAGUGAGGGCCAUGGCAUGUACGCCUUGAACGUGACAGGCCCCAUCCUACGCUUCUUUGAACAACACUACAACACACCCUACCCCCUCCCAAAAUCCGACCAGAUCGCUUUGCCCGACUUCAAUGCCGGUGCCAUGGAGAACUGGGGGCUGGUGACCUACCGGGAGAGCGCUCUGCUGUUUGACCCUGCGUCCUCCUCCAGCAGCAACAAGGAGCGGGUGGUCACCGUGAUUGCACAUGAGCUGGCUCACCAGUGGUUUGGGAACUUGGUGACCGUGGCCUGGUGGAAUGACCUGUGGCUGAACGAGGGCUUUGCCUCCUACGUGGAGUACCUGGGCGCCAACAAUGCAGAGCCCAGCUGGAACCUGAAAGACCUCAUAGUGCAGAACGAACUGUACCGUGUGAUGGCCGUGGAUGCCCUGGCUUCCUCCCACCCACUGUCCACCCCUGCCGAGGAGGUCAACACGCCAGCCCAGAUCAGUGAGAUGUUCGACUCCAUCUCCUAUAGCAAGGGAGCCUCUGUCCUCAGGAUGCUCUCCAGCUUCCUGUCUGAGGAUGUGUUCAAGGAGGGCCUGGCGUCCUAUCUCAAAGCCUUUGCCUACAAGAGCACCACCUACCUGGACCUGUGGGACCACCUGCAGAAGGCUGUGAACAAUCAUUCGUCUGUCAAGCUGCCUCAGUCUGUGAGGUCCAUCAUGGACCGCUGGAUCCUGCAGAUGGGCUUCCCUGUCAUCACUUUGGACACCAAGACAGGGAACAUCUCCCAGAAGCACUUCCUCCUUGACCCUGAGUCCAUCGUCACCCGCCCCUCAGAAUUCAACUACCUGUGGAUUGUUCACAUCUCGUCUCUGAAAAACGGCAACACGCAGAAUGACUUCUGGCUGGAGGAAGCCAGCAAAAUCCAGGAUCAGUUCAAAACCACAGGCACUGAUUGGGUCCUGCUGAAUGUCAAUGUGACGGGCUAUUACCAGGUGAACUAUGACGCAGAGAACUGGAGAAAGAUUCAGGAUCAGCUGCAGAAAAACCUGUUGGUCAUCCCCGUCAUCAAUCGGGCGCAGGUCAUCCAUGAUGCCUUUGACCUGGCCAGUGCCGGCAUGGUCCCUGUCACCCUGGCGCUGAACAAUACCCUCUUCUUGAAUAAAGAGACAGAAUACCUGCCCUGGCAGGCCGCCCUGAGCAGCCUGAGCUACUUCAAGCUCAUGUUCGACCGCUCUGAGGUCUACAGCUCCAUGCAGAAAUACCUGAAGAAACAGGUCACACCCCUCUUCAAUCAUUUUGAAGAUGCCACCAAGAACUGGACUCAGCGCCCAGAAAACCUGAUGGACCAGUACAACGAGAUUAACGCCAUCAGCACCGCCUGCUCCAGUGGGCUUCCUGCGUGUGAGGCACUGGUGUCAAGACUUUUCUCCCAGUGGAUGGCUAACCCCAAUAAUAACCCGAUCCACCCCAACCUUCGGUCCACCGUCUACUGCAACGCCAUUGCCCAGGGUGGCGAAGAGGAGUGGAACUUUGCCUGGGACCAGUUCAAGAAAGCCACGGUGGUGAACGAAGCUGACAAGCUCCGAGCGGCCCUGGCCUGCAGCAAGCAGGUCUGGAUCUUGAACAGGUACCUGACCUACACCCUGAACCCUGAGCUCAUCCGGAAGCAGGACGCCACCUCCACCAUCAGCAGCGUCGCCAGCAAUGUUAUUGGGCAAAACCUGGCCUGGGACUUUGUCCAGAGCAACUGGAAGAAGCUCUUCAAUGAUUAUGGCGGUGGCUCCUUCUCGUUCUCCAACCUCAUCCAGGCAGUGACUCGACGGUUCUCCACCGAGCAUGAGCUGCAGCAGCUGGAGCAGUUCAAGAAGAACAACAUGGACACCGGCUUCGGCUCAGCCACCCGGGCCCUGGAGCAAGCCCUGGAGAAGACCAAAGCCAACAUCAAGUGGGUGAAGGAAAACAAGGAUGUGGUGAACAGCUGGUUCACAGCCAACAGCAACUAGUCCCCGGUGCCAUUGCCUGGCCCCACGUGAGAUGCCCACAGGUGUCUGCCGCAGUGGCCCACCAGGGGCCCCGUUCCUGGAGCCUGAGGCUCCAGCAUUCUCCCCUCAGGGACUAAGUCCUAGCCCCCCAGUUCUCUCUCCUCGGCCUGUGGGGCCAGUCCAGCUCCUGAUGACAAGCCCUUCCAAGCACCUCCCAGCCCUGCCCCUCGUGCCAACUGCACCCCAGGCCUGGCGUGGCUCUUGCCGCCCAGGCCCUGGGGCUGAUCUCAGGGAAGCCCAGCUCCAGGGCCAGAGGAGCAAAACCCUAGGUAGACUGUGGAUGACCUUGGAGCUGCCUCGCGCCCUCUCACCUUCCCAUGAAGACCCUGAACCUGGGGGCUCAACAGGACA
Molecule: messenger RNA, 3490 nt
Organism: Molossus molossus (Pallas's mastiff bat)
Lineage: Eukaryota; Metazoa; Chordata; Mammalia; Chiroptera; Molossidae
Gene: ANPEP
Product: alanyl aminopeptidase, membrane
Exons: 20
Coding region: 197-3100 (967 amino acids)
Biological process (GO): peptide catabolic process; proteolysis
Cellular component (GO): cytoplasm
Molecular function (GO): metalloaminopeptidase activity; peptide binding; zinc ion binding
Source: RefSeq, a predicted model, not a curated record